UUAUCCUCGUCUCUUCUCUAGUUUGCACAUCUUCUUUUCUUUUCCAACUAUGACGUUGCAUGUUCUCACUUGUUUCUUUAUUUCUGUCUUUGCUUUGAGUUUCUUGGUUACUACUCUUGUUUCCCUACCUUCUCGUCGUCUUGACCAAGUCGAAAGCCUUCUAGCUUUCAAAAACGAGUUUAUUCUGUACUGCAACAAAUCAGUGACAAACUCUUGGACCCAUGAUGCUAUCUCCUUUGAUGGGGUUUUGUUUGAUGAAGACACCGGUGGUGUCACGGAGCUAAAACUUCGUGGUGCGUGUCUCAGCGGCACUCUCGAUGCUAACAGUAGCCUCUUCAGAUUACACCAGCUCAAGCAUCUGGAUCUGUCUCUCAACAACAUUUCCUCUUCGCUACCUGCAGAGUUUGGCCGACUCACCGACUUAGAGUUCUUGGAUCUUCACCAAAACCGCUUCACUGGAGAGCUUCCAUCCUCAAUCAGCAACACCACUGGUUUAACCAAGCUUAAUUUCCUAGACAUUUCUAACAACAGUCUCCAAGGAAAAGUUCCCGAAUGGUUAUCGAAUCUUCCUUCUUUGACCGCGACUAAUCUCUCUCACAACUCCUUUGAUAGUUUCCCUAACAUUCCACCAACCUUGAAGUACGUGAUCGCAUCAAACAACAAUUUCACAGGAGAGAUGCCUCUCUCUUUGUGCAAUCCAAGGAACCUAUUAUUCCUUGAUCUGUCGAACAACAGUUUAACUGGUUCGGUUCCAAGAUGCUUGAGUAAAUCUAUCACGGUAUUGAAUCUCCGUCACAACAACGUUACAAGCCUUCCGGACACAUUCUCCAACAGCUCGCUCAGAGUGCUUGACGUUGGCCACAACCAAAUAAGUGGCAAGCUUCCAAGGUCACUUAUAAAUUGCGAAAGCCUAGAGUUUGUAGAUGUGGAGAGCAAUCGCAUCGAUGACACGUUUCCUUUCUGGUUGGGGUCUUUGCCGAAUCUGCAAGCACUUAUACUAGGAUCAAACAGAUUUCACGGUCCUAUAUCUUCUCCUCAGUAUCCCCUGACGAUGUUUUCAAAACUGAGGAUCAUUGACAUAUCGCUUAACAUACUUGACGGCAGUCUCCCACCAAACUACUUUGUGUACUGGAGUGCAGACAUCAAUAGUAGUACUAGUAGGCUUGAGUAUGGUCGACCGGGAGUGAAACUUCUUAACAUAUACGGAAGCAUUGAUUUCUCUGGAAACAGGUUUGUAGGAGAGAUUCCCGAAUCCAUUGGUCUUUUGAAGUCGCUGCUUGCCCUCAACUUAUCCAACAACGGAUUCACCGGUCAUAUUCCAUCGUCUAUGGCCAACCUCACGGAGCUUGAGUCACUCGAUAUAUCUAGAAACCGAAUUUCUGGAACAAUUCCACCAGAGUUAGGGAAGCUCUCCUUCUUGUCGUAUAUUAACAUGUCAUACAACCAACUCACUGGCCAAAUACCACAGGGUACUCAAUUUCAAACGCAAAAUGAGUCUUCAUUUGAAGGGAAUAUCGAUCUAUGUGGCUCUCCUCUUCGAAAUAGUUGCUCCAUGGAAAAUGUAUCAACUCAUGCUUCCAAAGCUACGCUGCAUAGCCUUAGUUCCCGUAAACCCUUGCUGCUAUUCUCGUUCAUCAUAGUCUUUCAUUCUGUUCUCUUUUUCCCUAUUCCACUUUCAACAAGUUUGUAGCAACUUUCGAGUGCAGGAUAUCUUUUGUAAGAUUGUGUUUACUUUA
Raphanus sativus (radish) is the source of this 1736-nucleotide messenger RNA. Its product is annotated as receptor-like protein 20. NCBI's taxonomy places the organism in Eukaryota, Viridiplantae, Streptophyta, Magnoliopsida, Brassicales, Brassicaceae. Gene Ontology annotation, molecular function: protein binding. The coding region runs from base 50 to 1690 and encodes 546 amino acids. The transcript has a single exon. The record is from RefSeq and is a predicted model, not a curated record.